Molecule: messenger RNA, 1627 nt
Organism: Camellia sinensis
Lineage: Eukaryota; Viridiplantae; Streptophyta; Magnoliopsida; Ericales; Theaceae
Source: RefSeq, a predicted model, not a curated record
ACCAACCUUUAACCUUUAUCCCAAACCCUCAUUCCAUGGGAACUGCCGAACCCUGUACUUCACACUACUCACUCACUCACUGCAAACAAAGGUUCCUCUUCUCUUUUCUCUCAAUCUCCUCCCUCAAUUGUCAAGAAAGUGGUAAUCGUUAAUGGUGAUGAUAGGGUUUUAGGGCUACGAGGAAUUUGAAAUGUCGUCGUUGACAGUCAAGCCUCCAUUCCUUUCACAAUCAUCAUCUUCUUCUUCGCCUUCCUUUUCGUUUUUUUCACUAUAUCGAAUUAAUCGGUUGUGUUCUCCAAUCAGUUUCCCAAAAAAGAUAAACAACAGAAGAAGAUUCAAUUUGAGUGCUCGUUCUUCUGAUUCUUCCCAGAACAACGACAAUGGCAAGAACGCUUCUAAUUCUAGCGAUUCCAAACCCCCUAACGGCUCUCUGCAGAAGAGCAGGAGAGAAAUUCUAUUGGAGUACGUAAAAAAUGUGCAGCCUGAGUUCAUGGAGUUGUUUGUUAAAAGGGCACCUCAGCAGGUAGUUGAGGCUAUGCGCCAAACUGUAACAAAUAUGAUUGGAACACUACCCCCUCAGUUUUUUGCAGUUACAGUAGCCACUGUUGCUGAAAAUCUUGCACAGCUCAUGUACAGUGUUUUGAUGACUGGUUAUAUGUUUAGGAAUGCACAAUAUCGGUUGGAACUGCAACAAAGUUUGGAACAAGUUGCUCUUCCUGAGGUGCAAGAUAAGAAGGAUGUGCCAGAUUAUGCACCAGGAACUCAAAAAAAAGUAUCUGGUGAAGUUAUUAGGUGGAAUAAUGUUUCUGGUCCUGAGAAAAUAGAUGCCAUGAAAUAUAUUGAGCUACUCGAAGCAGAAAUUGAGGAACUCAAUCAGCAAGUAGGAAGAAAAUCUGCAAAUGGACAGAAUGAAUUGUUGGAAUAUCUCAAGUCUCUUGAGCCCCAAAAUCUGAAGGAUUUAACGAGUAGUGCUGGAGAGGAUGUUGUGCUGGCAAUGAACACAUUCAUAAAACGCCUCUUGGUUGUGACAGAUCCUGGACAAAUGAAGACGAGUGUGACAGAAACAAGUGCCCCUGAACUUGGCAAGCUGCUUUAUUGGCUGAUGGUAGUUGGUUACAGUAUUCGCAACAUUGAAGUUCGAUUUGAUAUGGACCGUGUACUUGGCACUCCACCAAAGCUUGCUGAGUUACCUCCAGCCGAGGACAUUUAGGCAUUCAUUAAUCUGCUUUACAUGAGUAACAAAGUGGAGUGCUGAUAACCAUCACCAGGGAUUAUUUAUUUUUUGAUGCUCGGUGUGAUUUUUAUUUCAUCUGAAGGCAUCUAAAAGCUUAUCUUGGAUGGCCAAUUGCUAGAGGAUACCUUUUUUUGGGGGUUUAAUUUUUUUAUUUUCUCUUCCAGCCAAAAAGGCCACCACCAAUGGAUUGGUUGGUUAAUUGAGCCUCUAAAAUUCAAUGAGGUCGUUUAUGUUGAAAAUCUAAAAUCAUAAAAUACUAGUUUCACGAGUAUACAUUUCAUAUUUGGAUAUGUUUACAUUUUUUGAGGAAUCAACUACUUGGCCAAAAUCUAACAUGGUAUCCUAUAUGAAAGUUUAGCCUAUGUGCAAUUCUUUCUGUUUGCUUGUCUUAUA